Molecule: messenger RNA, 1071 nt
Organism: Trypanosoma cruzi
Lineage: Eukaryota; Euglenozoa; Kinetoplastea; Trypanosomatida; Trypanosomatidae
Product: vacuolar ATP synthase, putative
Exons: 1
Coding region: 1-1071 (356 amino acids)
Biological process (GO): vacuolar acidification; vacuolar transport; proton transmembrane transport
Cellular component (GO): proton-transporting V-type ATPase, V0 domain; vacuolar proton-transporting V-type ATPase complex
Molecular function (GO): proton-transporting ATPase activity, rotational mechanism
Source: RefSeq, a predicted model, not a curated record
AUGAGUCGUGGGAUUUUAGGGUUUAAUGUGCAUGAUGGGUGUAUUGAGGCGAUGGUCCAUGGUUACAAGGAUGGGUUUCUGAGGCCAGAGGAGUACAGCAGCCUGGCGCAGUGCGACUCCCUUAGCGAUAUGAAGUCUCAAUUGCAAGUCACGGAUUAUGGCAACUUCUUGCAGCAGGAUGGCCAACUUACAUCACGGGUGAUUGUCAACCGGGCGCAGGAGCAUCUUGUACGUCAGCUACGUGACCUGCGGGAAUGGGCAACCCCACCGCUCUCACAGUUUCUCGACUUUAUUGUGUACGAACACAUGAUAUCGAAUGUAUUGAAGCUUGUCAUUGCCAAGCGCAGCGGUCGGGAGAGUCUUGAGUUACUGACGAAGUGCCACCCACUCGGUUGGUUUCCGGAGCUCGUGUCAUUGACCGCCGCUGCGGAUGUGCAGGAGAUGUUCCACGUUGUGCUCAUCGACAGCCCAGUCGGCCGUUUCUUUAGUGCCGAUGGCGACUUUGCGCGCGACCUCGAUGAGCUGUCGGUGGAGUACAUCCGCGGUGUAUUGAUGCGGAACUACCUGGAACAGUUUUACGACUUCUGCUGCGAACUCGGCGGCGAGACGGCGUCUGUCAUGUGUCCGCUGCUUGACUUUGAGGCGGACCGCACGGUGCUGACAUUUGCCGCGAACACAAUGGGGAUGCGGGAGAUGCACGCGGCGGAUCGACGAAGACUCUUCCCGAAUAUUGGCACACUUGUGGACAUCCACGACGAAAUUGCGGAGGUUGAAAGCAUGGAGCAGCUGCGGGAGCGACUGCGACGCUUCGCCGAAAUGCACGAGAUCUUCGACGACGGGAGAGGGGGUGCCGGCGGCGGCGUGGACGCGGACCGGCAUUCCGUCGAGAAGCGCUUCGUGGAACGGUCCGUCGUGAUUUACAAGGACGCCAUGACGCGGCAGUUUCAGUACGGCGUCUUCUACGCGUGGGUGAAGCUGCGGGAGCUGGAGGUAAACAACCUCCAGUGGAUUGCCGACUGCAUCAUGCAACGCAUGAUGCAUCGGGUUCACGAGUACGUCAAUAUUGUGUAG